Arabidopsis lyrata subsp. lyrata is the source of this 1036-nucleotide messenger RNA. Its product is annotated as protein transport protein SEC31. NCBI's taxonomy places the organism in Eukaryota, Viridiplantae, Streptophyta, Magnoliopsida, Brassicales, Brassicaceae. The transcript has a single exon. Bases 166 to 840 code for a protein of 224 amino acids. The record is from RefSeq and is a predicted model, not a curated record.
AUAUAUUUACAGACUUGCAUACUAAAAGUCGAUCUAAAGUGUUGCACCGGUUGCCAAAAAAAAGCAAGCAUGAAAUUGCGGAGAAUCUCUGGUAAAAGAAUUCAAAACUUUUAAUUGCGUGACUCAUAAGUCUUUAAACAUGAGAUUUCUAAUACUUUGUUUCCAAUGGAAAUAGGUGUCGACGAAGUGGAGUAUAACAGCGAAAAACGGCUCAUGACAGUCACAGGUGACGUAGAACCGAUGGCUCUGGUUCGUAAACUUACUAAAUAUCGCAUAAAAACAGAGCUUUUCUCAGUCAAGUACCAGCUUGAUGAUGAUGAUCUAAACAGUGAUGAUGAAGACGGCACUUCUUCUGACUCUACUAGUUCAUAUUAUGAUCCUAAACCCAUGGAACGUGAAUUCCAAGAGAAGAUGAUGCAGCAGAAGAAGAAGACUGGGCUACUAACCUCUUUUUUAGGAGGGUGUUGCAGCAGUAAAUCAAACGUUGUUCAGCCUUUACCGAUGCGAAACCGAAACUGGCAUGUCCCAUCAAAGUUUGAGAAUGGUCCUCCUGUUUUUGGCCUUCCUUUUGGCAAUUCUACUACAUCAUCGCAGUUGCGGCCUCCGCAUCCAAUGAUGCCCUAUCCACCAACGAUGCAACCAAUGAUGCAGCAACAACCACCACCUAUGAUGAUGCAGCAACAACCACCACCUAUGAUGCAGCAACAAGCACAAGUUCCAAUGACGGGAGUUUCAAUGCCACCUAAUGUUAACAUGUUCCAGCCAGCACCCCAGCCUUAUUUUAUGUCAAAGCUCAAGAUGAACCCUAAGUUGCAUUACACGGAGGAGAAGAAGAAGUGACUCGAACCGCUUUGAUUUUAUUUCCCACCUAAGCUACUUGUUUUGUUGAUGAUGUCUCUGAUACAUAUACUAAGCAAAAGAAUUGUUUUUAAGUGUUGUCUCUUUUGCCAAUUGCCGGUAAUGAACAUUUUCUCAAGUCUGGCAAACUUUUAAAACAAAAGAAGAAGAGUAAAUUUCUAAGUCCUUCAAGUGUGAU